AUGGCACACCGGCUCUCCGGAGCCCUGGGCCCCUAUAAACCCAACCUUCGUCACAGGAGCCUGCACAAUAGUUCACCCUGCACAGGGUUCGCGGGCUGGACCCAGCACGCCGCGCUCCAGCGUCAGACGCAGCCGGCACAUCGCCGCUUGAUCAAUCAUAGACUGCUCCUCAAACGGGCUUCCACAUCGAUCAAUCCGUUCAUAUUGGCCCGCGAUCCGCUCGCCACGGGCUUAUCCUUUCGACAGCCUGCUAGGAACCCUCCCGAGAAACGUGCUGGGCCCGCCCAAGGACAUGAUCAGGAGCCGCGAGGGCGAACCUUGGAAUGCAAGGCUCGAAAGCUACUCAAUGGCUGGCGGUGGCUGCACCCGUCGUCUGGCUCGCUUGGCAGCCCCGGACGCAGCCACCGGACGUUGGUCCGCGAGACUGGAUCCCACACGGGUCUGCACGCCAUGGCCCCGGGAAGCGGCUGUCUGUCUGCCUCCCACUCGCAGCUUUGA
Molecule: messenger RNA, 498 nt
Organism: Puccinia triticina
Lineage: Eukaryota; Fungi; Basidiomycota; Pucciniomycetes; Pucciniales; Pucciniaceae
Exons: 2
Coding region: 1-498 (165 amino acids)
Source: RefSeq, a predicted model, not a curated record